Molecule: messenger RNA, 2398 nt
Organism: Capra hircus (goat)
Lineage: Eukaryota; Metazoa; Chordata; Mammalia; Artiodactyla; Bovidae
Gene: F7
Product: coagulation factor VII
Exons: 8
Coding region: 987-2342 (451 amino acids)
Biological process (GO): proteolysis; blood coagulation
Cellular component (GO): extracellular region
Molecular function (GO): calcium ion binding; serine-type endopeptidase activity
Source: RefSeq, a predicted model, not a curated record
GGAAGCUGGGAUGCUGGCCGCUCAUGGCGCGGGUGGCGGGGGCCCUUCUGGAGCCUUCACAGGACACAGGGCGCCCCCAGCUCUUGGCAGGCCUCGCCAGCCCCCCUGCCCCGUGAGGAGAGCGAGGCUCAGAAGGGUGAGCCCCUCCAGAGCUGGAGAAGACGGAGCCAGGGCCCCCAGGGAGCUGAGCCCAGAGCGGCUACACCUGCCUCGUGUCCCCGAGGGGCUCGGAGUCCCCCCAACAUCCUUCACAAAUUCCACUACACCUGGGUCCUGAGGAACUGGUAGUUACUGAUAGUGACGAGCAGAGAGUCCAGAGGCCAUCAGCAGAGGGCUGUCUUCCUCUCGGGGAGGGAGCGCCCAGGACCUGCAGGGGACAGCUGGGCCCCGUCACCCCCGCACAGAGGAAGGCACAGGGCAGGUGUCCCCAGCCCACCGUUGACAGGAAAGGGGAGCCUCCCGAGGAGACUGGACACCUGAGGGGGCCCCGCAGGGAGACCACCAGCCCAGUGGCCCCGGGCACCCCGACUUCACCCUGAAAGUCCAGGGUCCUGAGGAACCUGCCCGUGCCCGGCAGCCGGGGCAGCUGGUCACCCCCCCUGCGGCCCAGGGGCAGGAGGGCCCAAGGGACCCGCGUGGGGCUGAGACGCCACAGGGGCUGCUUGGGGGCACGCCCCUCCCCCGUGCCCCCCGAGCCAGGAGGACCGCUCUGCAGCGUGCUCACAGUCACACCGCGGGCCCGCCACCCUGCUGGCCAUCACGGGGCAGCGGGCACCACUCUUCCCCAGCAGCCUCCCCAGAGCGGCACACACCAGACACGCACCGCGGAGCCGAGUCUUGGGUACGGAGCCCGUGGGGCGGCCCGGCCAGCCCCCGUCCGCAGGCCCCGCGCCAGGACUGCAGCACCCUCCCCCACCGCCUCCGGCUCUGGGAGAACUUUGCCCGCCCCGGGAAAGUCAACAGCCUGAGUGACCUAGGACCCUGCCAUGCUGCCCCAGGCCACGGCUCUGACCCUCCUCUGCUUUCUGCUCAGCCUGCGGGGGUCCCUGCAGGCAGCGUGCCCCCCAGUCUUCCUGCCCCAGGAGCAGGCCCUCAGCGUCCUGCAUCGGCCCCGGCGUGCCAACGGGUUCCUGGAGGAGCUGCGGCCGGGCUCGCUGGAGCGGGAGUGCAAGGAGGAGCUCUGCUCCUUCGAGGAGGCCCGUGAGAUCUUCCGCAACGAGGAGAGGACGAGGCAGUUCUGGGUUUCCUACAAUGAUGGGGACCAGUGCGCCUCCAGCCCCUGCCAGAACGGGGGCUCCUGUGAGGACCAGCUCCAGGCCUACAUCUGCUUCUGCCCCGACGGCUUCGAGGGCCGGAACUGCGAGACGGACAAGCAGAGCCAGCUGAUCUGUGCCAACGACAACGGCGGCUGUGAGCAGUACUGUGGGGCCGACCCAGAGGCCGGGCGCUUCUGCUGGUGCCACGAGGGCUAUGCGCUCCAGGCAGACGGGGUGUCCUGCGCGCCCACAGUGGAAUAUCCGUGCGGGAAAAUACCUGUUCUGGAAAAAAGAAAUGGCAGCAAGCCCCAAGGGCGAAUCGUGGGGGGCCAUGUCUGCCCCAGAGGCGAGUGCCCCUGGCAGGCCAUGCUGAAGCUGAACGGGGUGCUGCUGUGCGGGGGCACCCUGGUUGGCCCGGCCUGGGUGGUCUCUGCUGCCCACUGCUUUGACAGGCUCCGGAGCUGGUGGAACCUGACAGCCGUGCUGGGUGAGCACGACCUCGGCCUCGUGGAGGGCCCAGAGCAGGAGCGGCAGGUGGCGCGGGUCAUCGUCCCUGAGCAGUACGUGCCGGGCAAGACGGACCACGACGUGGCGCUGCUGCAGCUGGCGCAGCCCGUGGCCCUGAGCGACCACGUGGCACCCCUCUGCCUGCCCGACCCAGACUUCGCGGACCAGACGCUGGCCUUCGUGCGCUUCUCGGCCGUCAGCGGCUGGGGCCAGCUCCUGGAGCGCGGGGUCACCGCCCGCAGGCUCAUGGUGGUGCUCGUGCCCCGGCUGCUGACCCAGGACUGCCUGCAGCAGUCACGCCAGAGGCCCGGAGGGCCUGCGGUCACGGAAAACAUGUUCUGCGCUGGCCACGCCGACGGCAGCAAGGACGCCUGCAAGGGGGACAGCGGCGGCCCACACGCCACGCACUUCCGGGGCACCUGGUUCCUGACCGGCGUCGUCAGCUGGGGUGAGGGCUGCGCGGCGGCCGGCCACUUUGGGGUCUACACGAGGCUCUCCCGCUACACGGCCUGGCUACAGCGGCUGAUGGGCCACCCACCGCCCAGGCGGGGCUUCCUCCGGGUCCCGCUGCUGCCCUAGCCCCUGCCCUGCGAAUAAAGCCGCUGAGCGUGCCUGGCGCCCAGGCACCAAAGGCA